This is a messenger RNA of Neomonachus schauinslandi (Hawaiian monk seal), 3426 nucleotides long. RefSeq names its product elaC ribonuclease Z 2 (gene ELAC2). Gene Ontology annotation, molecular function: 3'-tRNA processing endoribonuclease activity. The record is from RefSeq and is a predicted model, not a curated record. Bases 28 to 2493 code for a protein of 821 amino acids. Gene Ontology annotation, cellular component: mitochondrion. Gene Ontology annotation, biological process: mitochondrial tRNA 3'-end processing. The transcript has 24 exons. NCBI's taxonomy places the organism in Eukaryota, Metazoa, Chordata, Mammalia, Carnivora, Phocidae.
CCGGCGCGUUAGGAAGGAGGCUGGUGCAUGUGGGCUCUCCGCUCGGUGCUGCUGUUGCGCUCCGCGGCCGGGCGCGCCAUGUCGCAGGGGCCCGCCCGCCGCCAGCGGCCGCCCAAGGACCCGCUGCGGCACCUGCGCACGCGGGAGAAGCGCGGCGCGGCGUGGGAGCCCGGGGGCCCGAACACCGUGUACCUGCAGGUGGUGGCGGCCGGCGGCCGGGAUGUGGGCGCGGCGCUCUACGUGUUUUCCGAGUACAACCGGUACCUCUUCAACUGUGGAGAAGGCGUCCAGAGGCUCAUGCAGGAGCACAAGUUGAAGGUGGCUCGUUUGGAUAACAUAUUCCUGACCCGAAUGCACUGGUGUAAUGUGGGGGGGUUGUGUGGAAUGAUUCUUACCUUAAAGGAAACUGGGCUCCCAAAGUGUGUGCUUUCUGGACCCCCACAACUGGAAAAAUACCUAGAAGCUAUCAAGAUAUUUUCUGGUCCACUGAAAGGAAUAGACCUGGCUGUCCGGCCCCACUCGGCACCAGAGUACAAGGAUGAGACCAUGACUGUCUUCCAGAUCCCCAUAUACAGUGAGCACAAGUGUGGAGAACGCCGGUCAUCUCAGAGUCCAGAACGACUCAGUCCAGAGCGGUCUUCGGAUUCCGGGUCUGCUGAAAAGGAGCAGCACCUUCCAGAUGGUAUUGGCCAGAAAAAGAGCGGCAGGGACCCCUCCUUGGUUGUAGCUUUUGUCUGUAAGCUUCACGUGAAGAAGGGCAACUUCCUGGUGCUCAAAGCCAAGGAGCUGGGCCUGCCAGUCGGGACAGCUGCCAUCGCUCCCAUCAUUGCUGCCGUCAAGGACGGGAAGAGCAUCACUUACGAGGGCAGAGAGAUUUUGCCUGAAGAGAUCUGUACGCCUCCGGAUCCUGGUCUUGCCUUUGUUGUGGUAGAAUGUCCGGACGAAGGAUUCAUUCAACCCAUCUGUGAGAACGCCACCUUCAAGAGGUACCAAGGAAAUGCCGAUGCCCCCGUGGCGCUCGUGGUUCACAUGGCCCCAGAGUGUGUGCUUGCGGACCCCAGAUACCAGCAGUGGAUGGAGAGGUUUGGGCCUGCCACCCAGCACCUGGUCCUGAACGAGAGCUGCUCGUCGGUCCACAAUCUCCGCAGCCACAAGAUCCAGACGCAGCUCAGCCUCAUCCACCCCACCAUCUUCCCCCCGCUCGCCACCCCCCAUGGCCAGGAGGAACACGCCACCUUCCCUGUGCCCACAGUCCGGGGCGAAUGUCUCCUCAAGUAUCAGCUCCGUCCUCGGAGGGAGUGGCAGAGGGAUGCUGUUAUUGUCUGCAAUCCCAAUGAAUUCAUAGCUGAGGCCCUGGAGCUCCCCAAUUUCCAGGAAAGCGUGCAGGAAUACCGGGAGGCCAUGCAGGACGGCCCAGCCCCAGCAGAGAAAAGAAGCCAGUACCCAGAAAUCGUUUUCCUCGGAACGGGCUCUGCCAUCCCCAUGAAGAUUCGAAAUGUCAGUGCCACGCUUGUCAACAUAAGCCCCGACGCGUCCCUGCUCCUGGACUGUGGCGAAGGCACGUUUGGGCAGCUGUGCCGUCACUAUGGAGACCAGGUGGACAGGGUCCUGGGCACCCUCGCCGCCGUGUUCGUGUCCCACCUGCACGCGGAUCACCACACGGGCUUGCUGAAUAUUCUGCUGCAGAGAGAACGGGCUCUGGCGUCCCUGGGGAAGCCGUGUCCCCCGCUGCUGGUGGUCGCCCCGACCCAGCUCAAGGCCUGGCUCCAUAUGUACCACAACCAGUGCCAGCAGCUGCUGCAGCACGUGAGCCUGAUUCCCGCCAAGUGCCUUCAGAAAGGAGCGGAGGUCUCCAGCCCCGCGGUUGAAAGGCUGAUUGGUUCGCUGCUGGGAGCGUGUGACCUGGAAGACUUUCAGACCUGCCUGGUCCGGCACUGCAAGCAUGCUUUCGGCUGCGCGCUGGUCCACACGUCCGGCUGGAAAGUGGUCUAUUCCGGGGACACCAUGCCCUGCGAGGCCCUGGUCCAGAUGGGGAAGGACGCCACCCUCCUGAUACACGAGGCCACGUUGGAAGACGGCCUGGAGGAGGAGGCUGUGGAAAAGACACACAGCACUACCUCCCAGGCGAUUGGCGUGGGGGUGCGGAUGAACGCGGGGUUCACCAUGCUGAACCACUUCAGUCAGCGCUAUGCCAAGGUGCCACUCUUCAGCCCCGACUUCAACGAGAAAGUGGGGAUUGCCUUUGACCACAUGAAGGUCGGCUUCGGGGACCUCCCGACGGUGCCCAAGCUGACCGCACCGCUCAAAGCCCUGUUUGCCGGCGACAUCGAGGAGAUGGAGGAGCGGAGGGAGAAGCGGGAGGUGCGGCUGGCGCGGACGGCCCUGCUGUCCAGGGAGCAGGCGGGUGGCCCCGAGGACGGGACGCCCCUGCAGAAACGGGCCCUCACAGAGCAGCCUCAGAGCCCCCAGAGCAAGAAGGUCAGGGCCCAGUGAGGGCGCGGGAGGGACCCUGGACUUGCAAGGCUGGCGUUCUCCACAUGGCACGGUGUGGGCUCCCCUGACCUGGUGGGAGCCGGGGGGCUCAGUUCGACCAGGAGGCACCAGGGUGUGUGUGUGUGGGGGGGGGUGCACCCGGGCCUUGGCGAGGGCCCCGCACAGGGACGGCCCUGCUGGACACCUCCUACGGCCGGUGCCUCGGGACAUGAGGCUGCUGGAUGGAAGACCAGGGACAAUUCGAAUUCGGUACAGACCGAUUUUUAAAGAAGUCACAUGGAAAACCGGCCUGCCCACUCCCGAGGCCAGCCACAUCCCCGAGCGCUGGGUGGUGGGCAGGAGUCCAGGAAUAGCCUUUGCAAAGCAAAGAGGCCGCUUGGAACCUGAGUGCCCUGCUUCAUUCCGGUGCCACCUCGGAGCAGGGGUCUCCCUGCCCUGCAGAGUUGCGCCACCCGGUACCCGGUGUGACCUGCAAGCCAGCUCUGAUCGCGGCCGGGGCCCAGGGAGCUGCCACCCCGCUGUAGCCUAGUUUUUGACCGAGUCAAGCCACGCCAGCAGGAUCCGGGCAGCGGCUCAGGAAAACGCAAGUCUUCGCGCUAUGGCAGGGGAAAUGGGAGACUACGGAUGUGCUUGCCCCACGGCGAGAACGAGACGCCCUCCCUGCCCUCAGAGUGUGGAGAGAUCGGACGUCGAGCCGGCUCUCCUGCCCUCCUUUUGGGAUUUAACAACAAACACUGAGGUCAGUGCUUGGAAAUGGGAACUUCCCACUAAUUAAUUUGGUAUUUAUUUGUGAGAACACAGAGCUUUAAAAGCACAGGCGAUCUGGAAGACGCCGACCGAGCAUUUUAGCCUGGCCCAGCCGUGACCUCCGAUGUCCUCCUGAGGGUCCCCUGCACGGAGGCGUGUCCCCAACACAAGAAGAUAGGCCACGCU